UCCCGUACGGCAGAGUGAGGGAAGCGCGUUGCAUUGUGGGCGUACAAACAGCACAGAGGGGGACAACACAGACCACAAAGGAAUGAAGGCAGCACCUCCUGUGACUUUUAGGAGCCUUUUGUUGUGAUGUAAAUCUGCCUGAGCGGUUAAUAAACUGUGAGCUGGAGCGGCUGGCAGGCGGACAACUGCCUGACAAGAGCGGGGAAUGUGAGCGGCAGCAGCGGCAGGGCGCGCGGCUGUCUCCGACUGCUUUUUGUCAGCUUAUCCAUCAGCAUCCAGAGGCCACGGCUCUCUUCCCAGGCCUCCCGCCCGAAGGACAGAUUUCCUGUAAAGAGCAGCCUGGACUCCAAAAUGGGGGUGAAAACCUUCACCCACAGCUCCACCUCCCACAGCCAGGAGAUGCUCGACAAACUAAACGCCCUGCGCAAUGAGGGACACCUGUGUGACGUCACCAUCCGGGUCCAAGACAAGCUCUUCCUGGCUCAUAAAGUGGUCUUGGCCUGCUGCAGCGAAUUUUUCCGCUCCAAGCUCGUUGGCCGACCAGAAGAAGAGGAAAAGUUUGUGUUGGACCUUCAUCAUGUGACCGUCAGCGGGUUCGCUCCACUUUUGGAAUACGCCUACACCUCCACCCUUUCCAUCAGCACAGAGAACAUCAUUGACGUCCUGGCUGCUGCUAGCUACAUGCAGAUGUUUGCUGUGGCUAGCACGUGUUCGGAGUUCAUGAAGUCCAGUAUUCUGUGGAGCCCGACUAACAACAACGGCCCCAGCAUCGCAGCGGAUAAACCACAUGAGGCGGCGGCCGAGAGCGCCUCGUCGAACUGUGUCCUGACGCCGCUGGACGGCAGCGUGUCCCCUGUGUCGUCCGACUGCAGCGUGAUGGAGAGGAACGUUCCCAUCUGCCGGGAAUCCCGACGGAAAAGGAAAAGCUUUGUAACGAUGGCGUCGCCGGAGAGUCCGCUCAAAUGCACUACACAGAUGGUCACCACCUCCCCUCAGAUUCCCAACCCCUCCCCUUCGUUCUCGGACGGGCCCGCCCCGCCGGUGGAGUCCUCCCUGGCCUUUCCCUGGACUUUCCCUUUUGGCAUCGACCGAAGGUUCCACUCGGACAAAUCAAAGCUGCCAGAGAGCCCCCGCUGUUUAGAGCAGGGCGCCCCGGGGACCUCGGAGGGCGUGGUCGCCCGUCGGCUCAGCGACUUCCUGACAUGCGAGAGCUCCAAGGUGGUGUCCUCGCCGGCGGCAACGGAGGAGGAAGAUGUGAGGGUAAAGGUGGAGCGCCUCAGUGAUGAGGAGGUUCAGGAGGCAUCAUCACAGCCGGUCAGCGCCUCUCAGAGCUCCAUGAGUGACCAGCAGACGGUGCCAGGGAGCGACCAGGUCCAGGAAGAGCUGCUAAUCAGUCCUCAGUCCUCUUCUAUAGGCUCAAUGGAUGAAGGAGUGUCUGAAAGCUUGCCUUCUAUGCAGAGCACCUCUAAUGCUGCAGGACACACAGAGGAUGAUGAGAGGCUGGAAGGUAUUCAGUAUCCAUACCACCUCUAUAUAAGCCCCUCAGCUCGACCCGGCACCAACGGCCCUGAUCGACCCUUUCAAUGUCCGACCUGUGGAGUCAGAUUCACACGAAUUCAAAACCUGAAACAGCAUAUGCUCAUACACUCCGGCAUUAAACCUUUCCAGUGUGACCGCUGUGGGAAAAAGUUCACACGGGCCUACUCCCUAAAGAUGCAUCGGCUGAAGCACGAAGGUAAACGCUGUUUCCGGUGCCAGAUUUGUAGCGCCACUUUCACGUCCUUCGGUGAAUAUAAGCACCACAUGAGGGUCUCCCGACACAUAAUCCGCAAGCCGCGGAUUUAUGAGUGCAAAACAUGCGGCGCCAUGUUCACCAACUCUGGCAAUUUAAUUGUACACCUGAGGAGUCUGAACCAUGAGGCAUCCGAGCUAGCAAACUACUUCCAGAGCAGUGAUUUCCUCGUGCCCGACUACCUGAGCCAGGUGCAGGAGGAGGAGGAGGCACUGGGCGUUCCGUACGAGCUGGAGGAGUCCCAACAUCACCCGGUCUACCCGGGCAGCACCUCCAACGCCACCGCUGCCGCCUCUUCCUCAGUCCAGAUGCCCGUCAUCUCCCAGGUCUCCUCUUCCACACAGAACUGUGAAAGUUCCUCUGGCUUCCUCUCACCCGAGCCCCUGGACCCCCUGGAAGUGCCGACCUCCAAUAAGACGGACGCCGACGAGGCGGCGGCCAUGACGGAGGAGAUCAAAAUGAACGACGGCGUCAGAGGCAGUUCCCCAGAGGUGUUUGAAGAGGAGCAGCAGUAUCAGCAGCAUGCUGAGGCCAAGGAGGUGGCUUCCAUCACCAUAGAGUGAUUCAAGGCUUCUGCCUGCCUCUCAUGUCUUAUUUUGCACUCAGGUCAUAUGGGAAAAGGAUGCUAAGACUGAAAGGAACCACCUGGAAAGCUGCGCCUGCGACCCGCAGCAGGGCUCUCUCAAGACUUUAUGGCAUCGUUCUCCAUGCAAAGCUUCCCCAAGGUUCAGAGUUCUCCGAGUUCCCUCCAGCUUCAUCAGUCUGGGAGUUAACAGUAUUUUUCAUAGUAGAUUUAUCUUGUUUCCCAUAUGACUUGAAUGCAGCACCAGCUGUAGUUAUUGAAGUGUUAGCCAAUUGGAGGUCUGUUCAUUCCAAGCCUUGCUCUACUUUUAGAAAGUGCCUGAGAGUUCACACUUUAGCAAAGUCACGUAGAAGAAGAGUGGCAAAUCAAAGUCUUUGCAAACAGAGCUAAAAUAGUCCUUGUAUUAAAUUAGUGACAGUAAUGCUAGUUUGUAUGGACAGACUGUGUUCCUCAUCGGGUGCUGUUGCUAUUGGCCAAUUAUUACAUGUUAAUAUUAAUCAAUCCUGCAAUAGCUUGUACUGUACUUCUAUAUGAAUGCUGUCUGUUGGGUGUUGCUCUGCGAUGUGUAAGGUGUGCGUGUAUGUGCAUUUCUAUGACCCUUAUGAACACAGUAUGUUUUCCCUUUUUAAAUGGUUCAAACUUUAGCUAGACUGAGAAAGAACUUCCUAACGGUUUAUCUUUUAUUCGUCUGUGAAGAAUGUUGAUAAAUCCAACCUUGGUUCUUUCAAAAAUGCCAAAUUCUCUGAUUUUGGGUCUUUGAUCAGAGGAGGUCUUUAACUAAACGGCAUAAACAGUUCAAGGUUGUUAAUUAGUAGGCAUGGGCUGGACCGGGGAUUCUCACAAUGCUUCUAAAU
Cyprinodon tularosa is the source of this 3229-nucleotide messenger RNA. RefSeq names its product zinc finger and BTB domain containing 44 (gene zbtb44). Gene Ontology annotation, molecular function: protein binding. The record is from RefSeq and is a predicted model, not a curated record. The transcript has 6 exons. The coding region runs from base 352 to 2355 and encodes 667 amino acids. NCBI's taxonomy places the organism in Eukaryota, Metazoa, Chordata, Actinopteri, Cyprinodontiformes, Cyprinodontidae.